GCUGCUAUUGCUCGGUUCUGCUACGAAGUUCAAUGAAAGAGAAGAUGAGCUAUGAAAGGUUGGAAGGGGUUGCCGACGGUGGUGGUUGAAAGUAGAUGCAAAUCUGUUCUGCUGCUGCUGCUCAAUUCGGUGAAGGAGAAGCUGCUGCUGCUCAAUUCGGUGAAGGAGAAGCUGCUGCUGUUUGGUGGAGGAAGGCAAGGAAGAUGAGCUGCGAUGGGCUGGAAAGGGUUGUUGACGGUGGUGGUUAAGAGUAGGGAGGUUGGUGGAGGAAGGAUGAGGGAGCUCUAGACUGUUUCUUGAACUUUCUUCUUCAUUCUAUUUUUUGCAAUUUUUUUUUACAGUAUUCUAUUUUCUGUAGUUUUUUUUUUUUUACAAUAUUUUAUUUUCUACAUUUUUUUUUUUUUGGUUGAGAGCAGGGAGGUUGGUGGAGGAAGGAUGAAGGAGAUCUGGACUGUUUCUUGAACUUUCUUCUUCUUUCUAUUUUUUGCAGUAUCCUAUUUUCUACUUUUUUUUUUUACGAUAUUCUAUUUUCUACAUUUUUUUUUAUGGUUGAGAGCAGGGAGGUCGGUGGAGGAAGGAUGAAGGAGAUCUGGACUGUUUCUUGAACUUUCUUCUUCUUUCUAUUUUCUAUAGUUUCUUUUUUUACAGUAUUCUAUUUUCUGCAAGUUUUUUGGACUACCGAGUAUAGUUUUUCU
Rubroshorea leprosula is the source of this 695-nucleotide messenger RNA. The record is from the annotation of a GenBank genome assembly. NCBI's taxonomy places the organism in Eukaryota, Viridiplantae, Streptophyta, Magnoliopsida, Malvales, Dipterocarpaceae.